AUGCCUACUACGUCGUCAACUCCCGCGUCCGACGGAGACACCGUCUCCUGCUGCAAGUUCCAAAACGCAGAGCCUGACACCGAUCCUUCGCAGUGCUCCUGUCCUCGAAACAUCGAAGAGAAGAAGGCGCGCGGACGACGGCUUGCUGAUCGAAUCGGGGAGGCGUUCGACUCGUAUUUCAACCUCGUGGAUGAGAAAUAG
Messenger RNA from Anthostomella pinea, 201 nucleotides. Lineage: Eukaryota; Fungi; Ascomycota; Sordariomycetes; Xylariales; Xylariaceae. The record is from the annotation of a GenBank genome assembly.